This is a messenger RNA of Spirodela intermedia, 1127 nucleotides long. The record is from the annotation of a GenBank genome assembly. Lineage: Eukaryota; Viridiplantae; Streptophyta; Magnoliopsida; Alismatales; Araceae.
AUGAGUGUCCCCAUUUGUGGACAGAACCUCAAAUACUCCGUUAUCGAUGGUCAGAAUGCUGACAUCGAAUGUCCCACCACCGAGGUCAAAGACGAGGAUGUUCUUCUCGCCACCCUUUUUAUCUAAACCGUAUGCAAUGGCAGCUGCAGUUGGCUCAUUAAUUAUUCUAGCAACAUUAAGCCCAGCAAUGACUCCAGCAUCCUUGGUAGCCUGCCUCUGAGCGUCAUUGAAGUAAGCUGUGCAAAUGCAAAGGGAAACAUUUAGUAACACAAUGAGAGGACACGUAAAAGGCAAGCCCAAGACUCUUACGACGUCCUCUUACCAGGUACGGUAACAACAGCAUCCUUGAUUUUCUUCCCGAGGAAAGCUUCUGCUGUUUCCUUCAUCUUUGUCAAGACCAUAGCACUAAUUUCCUCAGGACUGAAGACCUUGGUCUCUCCAUCCUUAGUCUGAACCUGAAUGUAAGGCUUUCCAUCCUUAUUCACUAUCUUGUAUGGAACGAGCUUCAUAUCUUUCUGAACCUCUUUGUCCUCAAACCUACAAGAUAAGACAAGUUACUCACGGAUGGCUUGCGAUUUACUCAUGCGCGUGGGUAUACUGCAAACGGAAUAGUGUACUUACUUUCUUCCAAUAAGUCUCUUCACAUCGAAUACUGUUCUUUCAGGGUUGACAGCGGCCUGGUUCUUCGCAGCCUCACCAAUUAGCCUUUCACUGUCAGUAAAGGCCACCCACGAAGGAGUGAUUCGGUUUCCUUGGUCAUUGGCGAUGAUUUCCACAUGGCCAUUCUUGUACACUCCAACACAGGAGUAGGUUGUACCAAGGUCAAUUCCAAUAACAGUUCCCAAUUUUGAGGCUUCCUCUUUUGCAAUUGAAAUAGCAAACAAGCAUCCUGCAAAAAGAUUAAAUUACGUAAAAUAUCAGGAUUAGGCAUGAUUAGUAAAGUGAUAACUGAUUAUACUGCAAAUUUGACAUUUCAGCAUUUUGAUGAAAGUGACAUGAAGAACAGAUGCCACGACCAACCUAGAAAAAUAAAGUGAAUACAACACACGCAUAGUAAAAACCCACCAAUCCAUAAAGUAGGCAACACACAAAACAUACAGCAAGUCAGCCAUAGAAAGCAUAACUGA